CUCUAAUUGGAGGUGAAUUCAGAAUCCUGCAACCCCGCCUUCAGCACGCUCAUGUGUCUCCUGAAGAAACUUGGGUUUUGUUUUUAUACAGUCUAUGGUUUUGACGCAGAAACCGAGCACAGGGUCUGUGCUUCACACAGGACUAAAGAAGCAUUACACCAAGAGUUAUGGAAAACUAAGCCUUCUUUAAUCCAGCGCGGUGCCUGUCAACUCUAUAUGUAACUCCAGCUACUCUUCCUGCGUUCAAACUACUUGAGUAAAAAGAGGGAGGAGCCGCUAAAAUCAACUUCAGUUCAUAUAUUAUCAUAAGAAACCAGCGCCCUGCUGCUACUACAGAGCUGCUCCUCAAGAGACGAAUUUGACCGAUCCAGCAGUAUUUGCCAACUAUCAGCGGCGCGAUGGGGGAUUUGAUCUCAACUCAUCUGGACGAAGCCAAACGAGAGAUUAUAACAGCACGGACAGGGGAGCUGAUGGGAGAGUUUGGUCGGCUAUAUGAGCAGCAGUAUGCAGUCGCUCUCUUUAACAAGAUGCGCUUUGACAUUGAGGGUGGAGGAGGACCUCAGAAUCAGCUCCUGCAUAGGAAGGUGCCUCUAAAGAAUAAGUCCAUCUUCUCAGGUGCUUUGUUCCAGUAUCUAGAAGAGAACAAAAAAUGGAGGAAUCGUUUUCUCUUUAUUCCUGACUCCUACAACAUCAACUAUUAUGAAAACAAACAGGCUCAUGACAGAGGGCUGCAUCCUAAAGGCACCAUUAACUGUGCUGGCUACAGGGUCCUGACCUCUAUGGAAGAAUAUCUCGAGCUCCUUAACACCAGCCUACCAGGUGUAAAAGCUAAAGUUGGCAGUUCUCCAUUCCUGAAAUGUGCGACGCAGUUUCCCCUCAUCCUCUGGCAUCCUUAUGCUUGUCACUACUAUUUCUGCGUGGUGACGGAGAAGGAGCAGCAAAAGUGGAACGCUGUCUUUCAAGACUGCGUCAGGCACACCAACAAUGGACUGCCUGAGGAAUGUAAAGUUCAGACCCCCACGUUCACAGAUGCAGUGCGACUCUAUCGACAGGCCCAUGGUCACUAUGGAACCUGGGAGAUGAUGUGUGGGACGCCUCCACAGAUCCUUGCCAAUCUUGUCAUGGAGACCCUCCUCCCUGAGAUGAGAGACCUCAUUACCCCCAAACUGAAGGGCAAGAUGCAUGAGAAACAGAGGAAUUGGAUGCUGAUAUCAGAUGCAGUGUACGGGCUGGUUCAGAGCCAGACUCAGGCGCAGUAUGAAGCAGUAGUGCAGAGCUGUGAAGCAGGUCGCCCCCCACUGGAAACCACCAUCCGCACCGACAUGGACCAGAUCAUCACUUCCAAAGAACAUGUGACCAGCAAAAUAAGAACACUUGUGCUGCCCAAGGCAGAGAAGCUUCUGAAGGUGAGUAUCCAGCCGUACAUCAGCUCAAUCCUGGACGCGCUGAUGGAGCCCACCAGCAGAGGCUUCUUUGAGGUGCGAGACUUGUUCUUCAGAGAACUGGUAGACAUGAGCAAGAACCUCCUCAAUGACGGCAACAAGGAAAAACUUGGAGAGCACAUGGAGAAGAUCUCCAUGCUAGCCUUCCAUCCUGUAAAGAUGCAGAGCUGCUAUGAGAAGGUGGAGACUCUGAGUUUAGAGGGACUUCAGCAGCGCUUUGAUGUUUCCAGCCCCUCCGUGUUUGUCCAAAGAGCCCAAAUCCUAAUGCGAGAGCAAAUGGAUGAUGCGGUGUACACAUUUGAGCAGCUCCUGCACCAGAGUUUGGAGGGCAAGGAACAGGAGGAUUUCUGUAAAACCAUCCAGCGCUGCCAGGAUCGUGUCGUCAAGAAAUUUGACUACGACAGCAGCACAGUUCGUAAGAAGUUCUUCAGAGAGGCUCUUCUGCAGAUUUUCAUCCCUUACAUGCUGAAACAGCUCACCCCAUCAUGCUCUGCUGAACUCCCUCGUUUCCAGGAGCUUAUUUUUGAGGAUUUCUCUCGUUUCAUUCUGGUGGAAAACAUAUCUGAGGAGGUGGUGCUGCACACCGUCAUGAAAGAUAUAAUGAUGGCUGUGAAGGAAGCAGCCGUCCAGAGGAGACACAACCUGUACCGAGACAGCAUCGUUUUGACCAACAGUGACCCUAACCUUCACCUGCUGGGGGAGAAUCCUCCCAUCGACUGGGCUGAGGAAUAUGGAGAAGGCCUAGAGGAGCUGGAUGGAGAGAACACAGGAGAUCCGGAGGUUCAAAAACGGCGCAGGAUGAAGCAGGUGGUCUCCAUGAUCCAUAUAGAAGGCAAUGCCUCUGUGCUGCCCAAUGAAUCAUGCCUGGAAGUGCCCGCUGUAGACAAUAUUCCGGAAGAGGAGACGGAGGUACGUUCAGACACCUCAUUAUCCCAAAAGUCAGAGAAGCAAGUGCCCAAUGGAACCAAAGAGGAUGUGAACAAAAAUGCGGUUGAUGACAAACCACCAACAAACAGAAGUAUACUAAAAGAGGAAGAAAGCACAACAGAAAGGUCACUACAGGGCACAGAGAGCAUGUCAGCCAUAGACUGUGCCAUACAGGAAAUCGAGAAAGCAGUACAGGAAGUGGAACAUGAAGUCAGGACACAGAAAACUGCAGAGUCGUCAUCCUCAAAAGAGGAAACUGCAGCCGAGGAGGUAAAACCCAUCUCAAAUUGUGAAGAAGGGGCACGACUAAACCCAGCAGACACAAACAAAGAUACAACUUCAAGCACAGAGAAGCCUUCAGAUUCGCCGGUAAGGGAAAUGGAAGCAGUGACACCAUCAGACCAGCAGGAAAAUCACAUUACGGCGAGCACUCAAGACUCCCACACGGAGAAUUCCAUCGCUCCAUCACAGCACGACGACAGAGGAUUCCAGUCGCCCACUAAUGAAGCAGCAGAGGAGGAGCAUCAGGCGGGAAAGGAGGAAUGCAAUGACUCUGAAACAGGAGAGGACGCUGGGAAGGGAGAAAGUGCACAUAUGGAUCACCAGUGAAAUAUCUCAUGAACUGUGUUCACUUACUGUGUGUUUAUGCCUGUAAACAGUGAGUAAAUGCAUCACCCACUGCUCUAAAAUGACUUUUGACUGAGUGACGGGAGCUUUUCUUGUGGCGUUUUUGCCCGUAAAACACUUUUGUCUCACUACUCUGACUGUAUAGACAUUAUUGUCUAUAUCUUUUUGCAUGCACACUCUCGCUCUUUUUUGCACUUAAAAAAAAAAUACAUCACUCUUAGUUAGAGCUGGGCUCGAAUAU
Molecule: messenger RNA, 3237 nt
Organism: Sinocyclocheilus rhinocerous
Lineage: Eukaryota; Metazoa; Chordata; Actinopteri; Cypriniformes; Cyprinidae
Product: niban-like protein 1
Exons: 14
Coding region: 399-2978 (859 amino acids)
Source: RefSeq, a predicted model, not a curated record